Molecule: messenger RNA, 1013 nt
Organism: Arvicola amphibius (Eurasian water vole)
Lineage: Eukaryota; Metazoa; Chordata; Mammalia; Rodentia; Cricetidae
Gene: Tfpi2
Product: tissue factor pathway inhibitor 2
Exons: 5
Coding region: 105-842 (245 amino acids)
Biological process (GO): negative regulation of peptidase activity
Cellular component (GO): extracellular region
Molecular function (GO): serine-type endopeptidase inhibitor activity
Source: RefSeq, a predicted model, not a curated record
GGUCCAGGGACAACUGCCUGCUUAAAGGCUGCUCCCCUGUAAGCAAGUAAUUGGCACUCUCUUCCCUGCACGCCUUCCAGGGAGCCGCAGCUCCACCCUGCAUUAUGGACCCUGCUUUGCCCCUGGGACUCUGGCUUCUGCCGCUGCUCUUGGUGGGUUCCGCUCGCGGUCUCGCUUCAGGAUCCGCCCAAGGGAAUAACUUAGAGAUCUGCCUUUUGCCUUUGGAGAGGGGACCUUGUCGGGCUCUCAUCUCCAGGUUCUACUAUGAUAGGAACCGGCAGAGGUGCCGCAAAUUCAAGUACGGGGGCUGCCUGGGCAACGCCAACAAUUUCCACAGUUUGGAUCUCUGUCAACACACUUGUGGGAAUAUCGAGAAAGUCCCUACAGUUUGUCGGUUAGAACUCAACACGUACCCAUGUGACAAGCCCAACGUGCAGUAUUUCUUCAAUCUGAAUACCAUGACCUGCGAACCCCUUAGCCUUGAUCUGUGUAGCAAAUCUAUGAACAUAUUCUCCGAUGAAGAUACUUGUAAGAACCGCUGUGAACCAAGGAAAAUUCCAUCAUUUUGCUCCAGUCCAAAAGAUGAAGGCCUGUGUUCUGCCAAUAUGACGCGCUAUUAUUUUAAUUCAAGAAACAAAGCCUGUGAGACCUUCACCUACACUGGCUGUGGUGGAAAUGAAAAUAACUUUUAUUACCUGGAUGAUUGUGACCGUGCUUGCGUUAAAGCCUCAAAGAAGUCAAAGAAAAGGAAGACAGGAAGUGGUUUCAGAAUCAGAAUAAAGCCCAGACGUUGGAUUCCCCGUUUGAAGCAUUCCCUUCUACUUGAGGAAACAAAUCAUUAGUAAUUGAUUCAUCUGGUUUACGGUUGUCACAUUUUUACUUAUGUUUUUUAUUCAUAACAAGCUGCCUUCCAAAUGUUAAGUUAAAAAUUUUAAUUUACGCCGGGCCGUGGUGGCGCACGCCUUUAAUCCCAGCACUCCGGAGGCAGAGGCAGGUGGAUCUCUGUGAGUUCG